AUGGCUGCAGGGCUGCUUGGCUCGGAAGACCUGCUAUGUAGCUGGGACCGUCUGCUGUGGGGCCUGACUUCCCGGGUCCUGAGGACGUGCCGAGGGGGACACCUUCGGGUCCUGCAGCUGAUGCUGAAACCAUGGUGCAUCUCCAGGGCUGUCUACCAGAUGACGGAGGGCCGUCGAUGUCAAGUACAUCUUCUCGAUGACCGGAAGCUGGAACUCCUAGUACAGCCCAAGCUUUUGGCCAAGGAGCUGCUGGACCUCGUGGCAUCUCACUUCAAUCUGAAGGAAAAGGAAUACUUUGGAAUAGCCUUCACAGAUGAAACGGGACACUUAAACUGGCUUCAGCUAGAUCGAAGAGUGUUGGAACAUGACUUCCCCAAAAAGUCAGGACCGGUGGUUUUAUACUUUUGUGUCAGGUUCUAUAUAGAAAGCAUCUCAUACCUAAAAGACAACGCUACCAUCGAGCUCUUCUUUCUGAAUGCUAAGUCCUGUAUCUACAAGGAGCUGAUUGAUGUGGACAGCGAAGUGGUGUUUGAAUUAGCCUCCUAUAUUUUACAGGAAGCAAAGGGAGAUUUUUCUAGCAAUGAGGUGGUGAGGAGUGACUUGAAGAAGCUGCCAGCACUUCCCACUCAAGCCCUGAAGGAGCACCCUUCCCUGGCCUACUGCGAGGAUCGAGUAAUUGAGCACUAUAAGAAACUGAAUGGCCAGACCAGAGGUCAAGCAAUUGUAAACUACAUGAGCAUUGUGGAGUCUCUUCCGACCUACGGAGUUCACUAUUAUGCGGUGAAGGACAAGCAGGGGAUACCAUGGUGGCUGGGACUGAGCUACAAAGGAAUCUUCCAGUAUGACUACCACGAUAAAGUGAAGCCGAGGAAGAUAUUCCAAUGGAGGCAGUUGGAAAACCUGUAUUUCAGAGAGAAGAAGUUUUCCGUGGAAGUUCAUGACCCCCGCAGGGCUUCAGUGACAAGGAGGACGUUUGGGCACAGUGGCAUCGCAGUGCAUACGUGGUACGCAUGUCCUGCUUUGAUCAAGUCCAUUUGGGCUAUGGCCAUUAGCCAACACCAAUUCUACCUGGACAGAAAGCAGAGUAAGUCUAAGAUCCAUGCCGCGCGAAGCCUGAGUGAGAUCGCCAUUGACCUAACCGAGACUGGCACGCUGAAGACCUCAAAGCUGGCCAACAUGGGGAGCAAAGGGAAGAUCAUCAGUGGCAGCAGCGGGAGCCUCCUGUCAUCAGGUUCUCAGGAAUCUGAUAGCUCUCAAUCGGCCAAGAAAGAUAUGCUGGCUGCCUUGAAAUCCAGGCAGGAAGCUCUGGAGGAAACGCUCCGCCAGCGACUGGAAGAACUGAAGAAACUCUGUCUUCGAGAAGCUGAGCUGACAGGCAAACUGCCCGUUGAAUAUCCCUUGGAUCCAGGGGAGGAACCACCCAUUGUUCGAAGAAGAAUUGGGACAGCCUUCAAGCUGGAUGAACAGAAAAUCCUGCCCAAAGGAGAGGAAGCCGAGUUGGAACGCCUGGAACGAGAGUUUGCCAUUCAAUCCCAGAUUACAGAGGCUGCCCGCCGCCUGGCCAGUGACCCCAACGUCAGCAAAAAACUGAAGAAACAAAGGAAAACCUCUUAUCUGAAUGCACUGAAGAAGCUGCAGGAGAUUGAAAAUGCCAUCAACGAGAACCGCAUCAAGUCUGGGAAGAAACCCACGCAGAGGGCUUCCCUGAUCAUUGCUGAUGGAAACAUUGCCAGUGAAGACAGUUCCCUCUCAGAUGCACUCGUGCUAGAGGAUGAAGACUCUCAGGUCACCAGCACACUGUCCCCCUUACAGUCUCCUCACAAGGGACUCCCUCCUCGGCCACCGUCACACAACAGGCCCCCCCCUCCGCAGUCCCUGGAGGGGCUCCGGCAGAUGCACUAUCCCCGCAACGACUAUGACAAGUCCCCCAUAAAGCCCAAAAUGUGGAGCGAGUCCUCCUUGGAUGAGCCUUACGAGAAGGUCAAGAAACGUUCCUCCCACGGCCAUUCCAGCAGCCACAAACGCUUUCCCAGCACGGGGAGCUGCGCCGAAGCCGGAGGGGGCAGCAGCUCCCUGCAGAACAGCCCCAUCCGCAGCCUCCCGCACUGGAACUCCCAGUCCAGCAUGCCGUCCACACCAGACCUGCGGGUCCGGAGUCCCCACUACGUUCAUUCCACGAGGUCCGUGGACCUCAGCCCCACGCGGCUGCACAGCCUCGCCCUGCACUUUAGGCACCGGAGCUCCAGCUUGGAGUCCCAGGGCAAGCUCCUGGGCUCGGAGAACGACACGGGGAGCCCCGACUUCUACACCCCACGGACUCGUAGCAGCAACGGCUCGGACCCCAUGGACGACUGCUCGUCCUGCACCAGCCACUCGAGCUCCGAGCACUACUACCCGGCGCAGAUGAACGCCAACUACUCCACGCUGGCCGAGGACUCGCCGUCCAAGGCGCGCGCGCGGCAGCGGCAGCGGCAGCGGGCGGCGGGCGCGCUGGGGGCGGCGAACUCGGGCAGCAUGCCCAACCUGGCGGCGCGCGCGCCGGGCGGCGUGUACCUGCACAGCCAGAGCCAGCCCAGCUCGCAGUACCGCAUCAAGGAGUACCCGCUGUACGUGGAGGGCGGCGCCACGCCCGUGGUGGUGCGCAGCCUGGAGAGCGACCAGGAGGGCCACUACAGCGUCAAGGCGCAGUUCAAGACGUCCAGCUCCUACACGGCGGGCGGCCUGUUCAGGGAGAGCUGGCGCGGCGGCGACGAGGGCGACCCGGGCCGCCUGACGCCGUCGCGCUCGCAGAUCCUGCGGACUCCGUCGCUGGGCCGCGAGGCCGCGCACGACAAGGGCCGCGCCGCCGUGUCGGACGAGCUGCGCCAGUGGUACCAGCGCUCGGCCGCCGCGCACCGCGAGCACAGCCGCCUGUCGCACACCAGCUCCACGUCCUCGGACAGCGGCUCCCAGUACAGCACCUCCUCCCAGAGCACCUUCGUGGCGCACAGCAGGGUCACCCGCAUGCCCCAGAUGUGCAAGGCCACGUCAGCUGCCUUACCUCAAAGCCAGAGAAGCUCAACACCGUCAAGUGAAAUUGGAGCGACGCCCCCGAGCAGUCCCCACCACAUCCUAACCUGGCAGACUGGAGAAGCAACAGAAAACUCACCCAUUAUGGAUGGGUCUGAGUCUCCAACUCACCAAAGCACUGAUGAAUAGAGGUACCGUAAGGGAAUGUUUGGUUCUCCUAGCCCUCCCCCCUUCACUGCUCAUGAGUUUGUGUGAUCUCAGACGUGCUGCAUGUGUGCCCCCUGCCCAUUUCGUAAUUUCCAGAAGGAAACUUCUGAAUGGUGUGGGAGCUGUUACUUUUAUGUCUUAUUUCUAGAUACCUGUGGAGCUCUGUUUAUAUGUAUGUGUUUACAUCAGAUGGUAGAUAUUCCCAAUGCUGUUCCCCAGAAAGGACCUCAGAGUAUGUUUUAGCCUUUUCCAGAUUCUGCGUACACACUGGCUUAGUGACCAUGGUUUAGUCCAUGGAAAGAAGAGCAUCCUGCAGUUUACAUUUCAAAGCACCUAAAGCACACCGAGUUGACCUAGUCCCCUGAAGAUCACCCAUGAUUUUAUCCAGCAGGGACAGACGUAUACUCUGCCAAAUGCCCUGCUUUUCAAAGUGUGGUCCAUGCAGGAGCUUUGCAAACAUCAUCGCCUGGGAGCUUGUUGGAAGGCCAGACUCCUGGGCCUCCUGAAUUUGAAUCUGCAUUUUAAUGAGAUCCCUGGGUGAAUCAAAUGCACCUUCAAAUUUGCGAAGGACUGCUACAGUGGGCUUAACACCUGGUCUGGUUGUGGCUCCUGGGGACCAGGAUCUAACUGGCAGAUGAAAUUUAAAUAGCAUUUCAAGAGUCAGCUAAAAAGAUAAGGAUACCAUUCAGAAGUGGAAACAAGUUGUAAGCUUACUCAGCCAAAAAAUGGAACCCUGGCUAUGUUCCCCGAACCAUGCUUGAGACCAGAGUUCAAGUUCAAAUCCGCAACUUGAAAAAUUGAACAGGAGCCAUACAAGGAGAGUAAAGAAGUGCAGGACUUCUGUAUUAACUACUCUGAAACUUUACAGCAUCCCAAGGGGAGUAGGAGGACUCUGGCUUCAGGGAGACACCUCUAGAACUGGCUUCCACGGCCUGGCGUGGGGUUGAGGAGGCAGGUAGGGGUGUGGAGAGGACAUUCCAGGGGCAAAAAGAUGCAGCAACAGGCAGAGGUGUUCGGUAAACAGCAAAAAGCUUCAUUUUGCUAUAGAGAAAGAGCCAGAUUUCUCCCUUAAAAAGUAGGGUAUGCCAAGAUCCUGAACAAAUUAGGUGAGAGACCUGGAACAGUUUUUGUUGAAAGUCACCCGAGUUGGCUGAUGAAGGAUUAGGAAAACAGGGGCUUAGCCUUCCAGAGGAAGAUGGUGUUCAAAAAACAAAAUUCAACUGAGGAAAUAAAUCUGAAAGACACUAUUGGCUUUAUUCACCAAUUCAUGAAUUGGGCAGCAUCUAAUCCGGCAGGUCAAAGGGAGCUCAGAGGAGCUAAUGAGACUUUUACAGGCAGAAGGGAGCAGGAACAAGGGACAAAGUCACUUUUCUUUAGGGCAUGACAGGGGUCUAUCAGGCCCAUGACCUAACUCGGGCUGACCAGGUGACUGACGGGUUUAAGACUCCAUUUCUGGAAGAUCUGAUACUCAUUAAGUCAGAUCUCAGUUUGGUGAAAUGGGUCUUAGCAUCAAUGACUCCAUUUCAGGCCUAUUUUCUGGUUUUUAACAGUUCCUGUGGUUUUGUUUUUGUUUUUGUUUUUUUGCUGAAUCUCUGCCUGGUAUUCACAGGUUCAUUCUUCAUGUUGGUCUUUCUCUUUGUUCCUUUUCUCAAAUUCUGUUCUUAGAGAGAGCCUUUGCUGGGUGGUUUAAAGCUUUUGAGAGGAAAACGUGCAUCACUGAGUCAUUAUUAGAGCAGAAUAACGCCCACUGUCUAGAGAGUACUUCAGAGCCAUGGUCCCCAGGACCCAGACAUAUGUUCAAGACCCCACUGAAGGAGUCCCUUUCUUAGCCAGCUGGCUUGCAUACCGAUCAUGUGUAGGGGAGUCUCGGCUUCCCCAGAAGCAUCUGUCCAAGAGCAGCAAGUGCUGUUGGCCGCGGCACAGCCUCCGCUCAAAGAUAACUGAGGGCUCUCCGAUCAUCAGAACGACUUUGGCAGGGAGCCUAAGAACUUGUGAGGUGCAGCUCUUGCUCUAGCAGUCGAUUCUGCACCAGCUGCGAGGGUGAAGGAGAGGUCCCCAAGUGCAGCCUCGCUUGCACUUCUAUCUGGGGGGCGUGUAGGAUCUUGCAAGGGAGGUGAACUUUGAAUUAUGAAUGCUUCCUUCUCAUUCCCAACUGAAUGGGCUUAGGGCUCAGAGGAGGGCAGCCUUGGAGGCCAGUAAAACUCAGUCUGUAGAUCCCACAGGAGGUUUUAUAUGGUUACCCUUGCCUUGCGUCCCUUUCUUUGGCCAGACCUUGGAUGCAAAGUUGCCUGGGACUGGGGUUCUUCACUAGGGACUGUGACCUGAGACAGAGGGGCCGGGUUUGGCCCAGAGAAGCUGAAGCAUUGGCAGUCAGGCAGAAGCCUGAGACAGGCAGAGCUACAGGAGCAUUGUCUUCUCGGGCCAGGAAAGAGGUGGACAAAAGAAUCAAAGACCUUCACGGAGUAAGACUUAGGGAAGGAUGGUCAGAGAGGGAAGGAGGAAUGGAAACCCCACACCUUGGGAAAAAGCUGUCAACCUGGAUGUCCCCCGUGUCUCUUCCUAGGCAAUUUGAUUUUGAGGCCUCCUGCUUUUGCACUGGACCAGAAGUCAGAUGGAGCUUUCUCAGUCAUAAAAUGUGCACCCAGGGCUCAACCCCUUAUGAUUUGGCAGUAGUGUCAGGGGUCGAGCGUUCUUGGUAGGGUUGUUUUCCAUGAGUCUGUUUUGUAAAAUCAUCAGAGUAAAACAAACAAGUGGCUGUAAAUGACUAAACACAUAAAAGUGUUCAGGUCUGAGUUCAUUCAUUAUAAUGGAAUUGAUAAGGAUAUUUGGUUACUUCUAUGAUACGCAAUAUUUAAAGAUAAUAACUAGAAUUAGGAAUAACAUUAUACCAGGACAUACCAGAUUUCUAGAAACUUCAUACAGUUUCAAGACCAUUUAUAUUAAUAACAUCUAUACAAAUACUCUAAGAACGUUUUUAUCACUUAUUUGACAAAGCUUCCCAUGUAAUUUAACAUAGCAAGUAAACCUAAUUAGUGUAACAUCUUUUAUAAGGUGAAAGACAAAUCCUUGGAGAUUUUCCAGGGACAGUCUAGGGAAAUCUCAAAGUUACUUUCAGGUCAGAAAGACACCAUUGUUGGUUAUGGGAAGUUGUCAAAACAUCAACAGGUUUGAAGACAGGAUCACGGAUCCUUAUGAAAGAAUUAUCUACCUAACCAGAGUGACAAAGGCGAAUAAUAGUCGUGAACAAAUAGUUGGGUCUAUUAAUAUUGAGAAGAUCAAGUUUUCUUGAUAAAGACCACAGGAAGCAUGGUAAAUUAUUUUGCUAAGACACAAAAUCUUUGCUGUCCAGGCAGAUGACUUAAAAGGUGAAGAAUCCUUCAUAAUUGCUUAUCAAAAGCAGACCAAAAGUCCAAGAAAACUUUGUCCUUUUAACAGAAAACCAAAUUCUGUUUUUGCACCCGUGUACUUUUGAUAUUAAAACUCAUUUAAAAACUUAAAUAAGUCCAUUCCCAUCUUAGCCAGCUUGACCACACAUCACAUUCCCUUCCCAAGAUCCCUUUCCCACAAGCCGCUUAAAUUUUUUUAGAUCCAUUCAGAUUUUGUUCCUUAUUUAUUUAUUUUCCCUCAUUCUGGAAGAACCAGUCAUUUUAUUUCCCUUGCCUACUCUUCAUCCACAGUUGUUUCCUUUUAUUAUUUCUAAUUUUAGUUACACAUAGGGAUGAGAAUUCCUCAUUCCUAGUAAAAACUAAAAAGCAACUGUGAACUGUUUACACCAACUUUCUGUGGAUUGACAAACUUAUGUAGACACUUCAUGAUUUCUAGAAGUAUAUUCUUCCUCAUGGCACAGAACUUAUUUACUAAGAGACCCAAAUAUCUUUAGGCCCUCUGUAAAAGGAAGUGAGAAGUGGAUGAAUCUGUGUUCAGUAAUUAACAAUUCAUUAUUUUAUUUGGAAAUUGUCUAGAUACCAUUGGAAAGUCCAUCCUUUAACUGUAGCUUUAAGGUUUCAACUUACCAAAAAGAUUUUGGAAACUAUUUUCUACGUAGACCUAACAUAAGCAUAACAAUUAUUGAAAAGUUCAUUUAUAAACCUUUAUCACUUUUAUCUAUUUAAUUAUCUUGUUAACAAUUUUUAGAUUACUCAGUCUCAUGAGCAUUAGAUAUCAGAUUAUCUUUGUGGUGACAAAUUCUGUAACAGAACAUGAGCUUAUAUGACUUUUAGUUAACCUAGGAAGGAAAGAAGUAUUCUAUUUCAUGCUGUUAACUCCAAAGACAUGCCUAUUUUAUUUAAACUAACCAACUUAAAUUAGCUUUUAUUAAGAUUACAUUAGAUCCCAUGAACUUGAAAGAAAUUUGGGUCUUUAUUAUUCUGAGAGUACACAUAAUUUGUAUAGCCCUUGUUUGUCUUUAAGCCAAUUAAAUGGAGCUCUUGACAAAUUAAUUUUGGUAAUACCUCCAGAGGAGAGAAGCUCACACCUGUGUAACUUGCAUGCACAGACGUACAAAAUCAUAGAAACAAAGACCUUACAGCUUUUGUUUUAAAUUUUUUAGCUAUGAGACCGGGAAAUAAUGCAAAACCCACCAGUUUAAAAAAGAACGGUUGGAUCCAAAUUGUGCUUUUGGCAAAAGGUUAAGAUGACAGGCUGACAUGGCUUAAACUUUUCACAUGUUUGUGAAGACAAGAUUUUUCAUUUGCUUAGUUUCAAAAUAACCUUUCCAGCCCCACUCCCCGGGCUCCUUUUCCCUUUUUUUCUGCCCCUUUUCCCUUUUGAUAAGAAUAACCUGGGUUCCUAGAGAAGACCAUACAGAACACUUACAUCGCGACGGCACAGAGGAAGCACAAGUUCCUCCAAGACGGAGUUUUAUUGUCCUGAGGCCAGAAUUUCACGGUAACUCUAAGCCUAUUGAGAUAGAUGGGAGAGUUUGGGGCUUGGUAAAAAUGCUAGGCUGGCUCUGAAUUGCUUCCACUCGAAUCGCUGCACAUCUGUUCUUAUAAAAGACUCAAUUCCUAAGAAAUCAGGGAAGCCGACUCUCCUUUGCCAGCUUCUGCCACUUUUCCUGGGCCCUCUCCGGUAGGCUCCUAAGCAAGUGGCACUUGAAGUAGAGCAUAUAGCCCUGGUAUCUUCCAGAAUUGGACAAGGCUUUCCAUGAAUUUCAGUUGUAGUUUUCUGUUGGCUGUUUCAUGGAGUAACCAGUAGCAGGUGACCAGAAAACCCCUCAGAGUCCUGUCAACUAUGAGUAGGGCUCCUGUGCAGGCCCACCUUUGGGGCCAGUAACAGGGCAGACUUUUGCUUACGACCAUGUGGUCUCUCCAGAGUGGAAAGGCACUUCAGAGGAUUAGUUAGAUCAUAAGUACUCAGAGUAAAAGAGGUUAAAGGCAAGUAGUAAGACCAUGUCAGUCUUACCAUCUUUGGUUUUAGCUUCCUCUUCUUUCAUUUUUCAUUAUCCUCUUGGAGUGACUGUUUUAAUGAAGCUAUUUUGGAAUCAUGAAGCCUUCUGGAGCCUUCCACAUGCCAGUGAAAAAAAGUAGUUCAUCCAGUUUCAUUUGGCAAACCUUGCUUUCAGGUUCACUUAAAUGAAUGAACUUGUCUAACUGGAAUGUUCCCAAUAAUGUCUAACAACCUCAAUAAGGAGGCCCACUGAGGCAAGCUCAAAUUACCGGAAAUUGAGUUUAUUUGGGAAUGGCGGAAAAAUUCAGUUUGGGAAAUGCAGGCUGUAGCAAGCUACAGGUGGGCGCUGAGGGCUUGGGGCCACCUGGAUUUGCAGAGUGCAAAGAGGGAGAAGUCUAGCCAGAGUGUAAACACAUUCAUGGGCUGGAGGACAGGAGGAGAUCCUAAGCAUAUGUUCGCUGGUUAGGCAGUAAGUCUCAGUCUUCUGUAAGUCGGGCAUUUAUGGAAAAUCAGUCUCUGAGUUCUGAGGGCACAUGCAUGAGAUUCUUUAAUUUCCUAUUCUCUGGUUUCAUUUUAGAUUGAAAUCCUUUCACAUUCUCCACCCUUGCUGAAGAUCUUUUGCAGAAAGCAUUGCUGAUCAACCAUGUUGUUUAGGCAUUAUUUUCCCUUUUUUUUUACCUUGAGUCCAAGUCCCUUGGAGCCGAGGAAGACCAUCCUCAAGUGUCUUGUGCCCCAGAGGAGGGAACUGGAAAGUGGAUCUCAUUGGCCCCAUUUGAACAAGCAGCAACGUCAAAAACCAGACCAUGCGUAUUGGCAGGGGUCAGGGAAGUUCAGAAGGGCGUGGAUAGAAUUGGCUUUCCUUUGCUGAUUUAUGGGAAGAGCGUCAUUUGUGUAAGGAUAGCUUAUGUUUCCUUAUAAGAACCUGCAUUGAUGGUCUCCGUUUUGUCCUUGACAUAAUUCCAUCUUAGUUUGGUUCUACAUUUCCCCUUUUUGAUCCAGCAGUCACCCAGUACACAUUGCCAAGUGUUUUUUGCAUGGACUUCGCCUUUUGAUGAAGGUUCUUCACAUUGUUUCUUUUUCUUCACCAUGCCAUGAAUGGACCCCUUUUUCAGGGUGAGAGCUGCUUCAGGAAGAGCAGCAAGCAAAAGGCCACACUUGAGCAACUUCUAACACUAGGUCAAAGCAGCAGGUCAAGGCAAGGAGACUUUGUCAAGGGUAUACAUGUGAGACAUUUGCUUCCCCAAGGCUUUGAAAUGCUCUCAAGUUUGUUAUUUUUACAAAAUUAAAAAAAUCACACCACAAAAUGACAGGAUAGAAAGACCCAAUUGUAGCGUAGAUUUAAGCCAUAAACCUAAUCUUUUUGGGAAUCAGCUGAAUGAAUCAAAAUGUCAAGAUGAGUCAGAUUGGACUUCCAGUGUCCAACUGUUGUAACCAAUGGGAACCUCGAUGUCCCCAGAAGUGUUAAUCCAAGUCUGAGUGUUGAUUGAUUAUGACGCAUAUGUCCUGUUCAGCUAAGGCUGAAGGGCUGGCUGACGAUCAAAGACAAUCCUAGGUAGAGAAUCUAGGGAGUUAUGCUGGGUGGCUUUGGCCUGAGCAUUAGAGUUGGCAGUGGCUUGAUGGAUUAAAGCGAAGUUUGGGGUCCUGUCCUCAUUUGCACCCACUCCUAACCAGGGAAAUAGGGAUCGUGAAUGCUUCCCGGUUUCCUCUAACUUGACAGUGUAAAUUCAGGAGAGUUGAGCAGUGAGGUGGCUCAGUUUGGCUGUGGACAGUUAGGGGUACAGUGAGAGAACCGAAGAGAUAUUGCCUGCAUGUAUGCCAGUCUGGGCACUCGUAGGUCCAGGAGAGUGAUGACCACCCCGGACAAAGAGGAAUCCUAUUGGGGCACAGACCACUCCUGCUAAAACAGCAUUGUUCUGUUGGUUUUAAAGAUUGUAUUCAUUUGAGAGAGAGAGUGCAUGAGCAGGGAGGAGGGGCAGAGGGAGAAGGAGAAGUGGACUCCCUGCUGAGCAGGGAGCCCAUCGUGGGGCUCAUCCCAGGACCUGGACAUCAUGACCUGAGCCAAAGGACAUGCUUAACUGAUUUAGCCACCCACGCAUUCCUAACAGUCUCUUCAGCACUGUUAAUACAGUGACUCGUUUGUAUAGAUUGUCACAUUUGCUUGUUCAAGCCCAGAGUCAGUUAGGUUUUAGGCACAUUCAGGAAGCCAAUCUCCUAACCUUGAAAUAAAGAGUGGCUCUAAAUUCCUUGCAAAAGCAGGUGCUGCUUCUGGUGAAAAUUCUUUGUGAUCAGGGGUAGAUCUGAUUUAGAUAAUCAUAAGAACAUGGUGAUGCCAAUGUACAGUGGUGAGCAGACGUAUCUGUAUCUAAUGCCAGAUACAGGUAUCAUCAGAGAAAGAUAAAAACAAGGUGCUGGGAAGCCUGACUUUAAAGAAGUUUAUAUAAACUGUCGUGGGGCAGGGGGUGGGGGGCCUCCAUCAUCAUGGACAGAUCAGUUUUCAAAGGCAAAUCCAGCAGUCUGAGAGGUUAUCUCCCUUGGCAAUUGCCUGGGAGGUACAGGGGAGGGUACAGUCUUUCCAAGUCAAGGAGCAACAGGAAAGAGCAAACAAGAGGAAGAAAAACACAGAAGUGGAGGAGUCUGAUGAAUUUUUGCCCAUCAUUUCAUGGUAAAGGAGAACCAGUGAUACAGGCCUGGUCCGACAUCUUGGGAGAGCAGGCUCCAUCCGAUGCAUCGGCUGCUGGCACCAGAGAUCUUAAGUUUGAGAGCACCAGUGAUUUCGCAGCUCCCUUCAGGUCCCGUGAGUCUGUAAUCGGGACAGAUGAAUCCAGGGGCAGAUGCAGGAAUUGGUGAGCAGCAAGCUCCUUUCAACCUAGGGGAGAGGGAGUCCUUUACCUGAUAUCUCCUGCAGUGUGAGUAUUCUCCAGGACGUGGCUCAUGAAGGGACUCGGAGGUCAGGGUGUGUUGUUUUGUUUUUUAUUUAUUUAUUUAUUCAUGAGAGACAGAGCGGGAAUGAGAGAGAGGCAGAGGGAGAAGCAGGCUCCAUGCAGGGAGCCAAUGUGGGACUCGAUCCUGGAACUCCAGGAUCCCACCCUGGGCUAAAGGCAGGCGCUAAACCGCUGAGCCACCCAAGAAUCCCCCCAAGGUGUAUUCUUGUUCAGCAUAAGCUUCUUGAACUUGUGUCAGAUAUUUCUGGCAACAGAGUAAGUGGCAAUAUUUUAAUAGGUCUUAUUGGACAAUUGGAGAGUCAGAGUACAGGGAAGGAGGCAGAUGCGUGGAUCUGCCAGUUACCAUUCUGUAGGGAGCAAACUUUUCAAAAGGAUAGGACACUAGAUGCAAAAGGACCAGUCACAGCAUCUUGGUCCAGAGAAAUUCCAGAAGUUUCCUAAUGGAAUUUUAAUGACACCAUUAGUCCUUUCUUCUCGUCCUGGGGAGUGAAGAUGAUAAGGCAUAUUGCCACAGAGGAAGGACUGUACGCGCUCUGGGAUUACUGGGCCAGGAAGGUGACCGCACAAAACUGGGGGGGGGGGGGUCACCCUGAUGGUGUUCUCAAAUAAUUUUUUCGAUACAAAACUGGCAGUGGUUUGUUGACAAGGAAAGCUGCUACCCAGUGAGAAACAGAGACCAUGACCGAUACGUAUUUGUUCACUUAAUUACGUUUACGCUAAUCAUGAAACUUCUCAAGACAUUAAAGUACCUUCCUUGCUAACAAGUUUGGUAACAGAGAUAACAUGAAUUCAAAUCACUAAAAGCUGUAUCUCUAUGUUACAUUUAAUGCUGAUAACAAAGGCAUUCCUACUUUAAACCUACAAACUUGAACUAGCUUUUACUUAGGAUUAUCCUAGAUCAUAUGAAUUUGACAAAUAUGUGGCUUCUGUAUUUGUGACAGUUUAAUAAGUCAACUUAAUAAGCCAAUUAAUUAAAACUUUUACAAAUUAACUUUGGCAGCACCAUCCAGAGAUAGAAAAAUGUCACCAUUUACAACAUGCAUGCCUAGACAUAGAGAUCUCACAGCUUUCAUUUUAAGUUUUAGUCAUGAGACCAGUAUGAACGUGCAAAACUGACUAGUUUACAAAAGAACAGCUGGAUCCAAAUUACAUUUCUGGAAACUGGAAAAAAUUAAAGUUACCUGCUUAGGUGGCUAACACAGUUGUGGAGAAGACAUUUAAGA
Messenger RNA from Nyctereutes procyonoides (raccoon dog), 12769 nucleotides. It is a transcript of the gene FRMD4A, whose product is annotated as FERM domain containing 4A. The transcript is spliced from 23 exons. Gene Ontology annotation, cellular component: cytoskeleton; adherens junction; bicellular tight junction. The coding region runs from base 1 to 3198 and encodes 1065 amino acids. The record is from RefSeq and is a predicted model, not a curated record. NCBI's taxonomy places the organism in Eukaryota, Metazoa, Chordata, Mammalia, Carnivora, Canidae. Gene Ontology annotation, biological process: establishment of epithelial cell polarity.